Molecule: messenger RNA, 2902 nt
Organism: Manihot esculenta (cassava)
Lineage: Eukaryota; Viridiplantae; Streptophyta; Magnoliopsida; Malpighiales; Euphorbiaceae
Product: protein tesmin/TSO1-like CXC 2
Exons: 10
Coding region: 297-2621 (774 amino acids)
Molecular function (GO): DNA-binding transcription factor activity
Source: RefSeq, a predicted model, not a curated record
GGAGAGAGAGAGAGAGAGAGAGUUUUAAUGGAGGAAGCACAGAUGGCACGGCAUAUAUUACACAGUUGUUGAGACUGUGGGGCUGGCGAUGGUGGGUCAUUUGGGGUUAUCCCCACGAGAAAAUCCACUUCCCCCCUGCUUUCCAUCUUCUUCUUCAAUUUCUCUACCUCACUCUAUCUGCUCUCUAUCUUUGCAUACUCGCAUUCAAACAAAGUCGAUUCUGAUACUCAACACUACUUUGGUUGCUCUCUGUGUCCGUAAUUAGAUUAGUAUGCAGUGCUGCUUCUUCACUGGCCAUGGAUACCCCUGAGAAAACCCAGAUCACUACUUCCCUUUCUAAAUUCGAGGAUUCCCCUGUCUUCAACUAUAUCAAUAGUCUUUCUCCUAUCAAGCCAGUGAAGUCCAUACACAUUACUCAGACAUUCCAAUCACUUAAUUUCCCAUCUGUUCCGUCAAUUUUCACUUCUCCGCAUGUUAGUUCUAACAAGGAAUCUAGGUUCCUAAGAAGGCAUAACUGCUCAGAUCCGUCAAAGUCUGAGUUCUCAUCUGAACAUGGGAAUAAAGUCUGCAGUGAUGCAGGGAGUGGUUUGGAUGCGGCCCAGCUGUAUGAUAACUCAUCUGAGCUACAGGAAAAUUUUGAUCCUGCGGUGUCUAUUGGAGAAGUUUCUGUGGAACCUCCUAGUGAACAUUUGAAAUUUGCAAUUGAGCUGCCACAGAGGUUAAAAUAUGAUUGUGGUAGCCCAGAAUGUGAUGCAACACCUCGUUGUAGUCCUCAAAUCGAUUGUAUAUCAGAAUUGGCUGGCGUCUCACAAAAAUCUUCACCUGAAUGUAAUGUGCAUCCACAGGAGAUAUACCACUCUGAGAAGAAAAAAGAAGCUUCAGAUUGUGACUGGGAGAGUUUGACAUCAGAUGCUACUGACCUAUUGAUUUUUAGUUCUCCAAUUGGCACCAAUGUCUUUAAGGGGCUAAUGCAGAAAUCAGUGGAUCUUGGUGCAAGUUUUUCUACUUCUCUUGAUGAUGUGCAUAAAGUGCAAAUAGAUCCUGUUGAUUCUGGAGAUCAACAAGAGAUAGAAUAUCCUUCAACUCAACCUGGAGAAACUAUUGUGCCAAAGGAAAUAAACCAGAUACAGGACAACCUUGCUGCAAAUAACAAUCCAAAUAAGUGCAUGACUAGUAAUCCAAGUGACGAAGUGGAAAAUGAUGUGGGAAUGUCAUCUCGAGUUGUUUCUAAGGCUGUUUCUAUUUUGCAUUGUGGCAUGCGAAGGCGUUGUCUAGAUUUUGAGACAGUAGGAGCUCGUAGGAAGAAAUUAGGUGGUAAUUCAAAUUCAAGUACUUUUGUAGGAGGGCAAGCUGAUGAGAAGCUUGCCUCUAAAGAUAAACAAUUAGUUCCUUUUAGGCCUGGCGGUGAUUCUUCAAGGUGUGUUUUACCUGGAAUUGGUUUGCACUUAAAUGCUCUGGCAAUGACUUCUAAGGAUAGCAAAAGUGUGAAGCAUGAAGCUUCAUCUUCUGUAAUAAAUGUAACGAGCACUGCUGCUUCGUUUCACUCCCCAAAUACGGGUCAAGAACUUGAUGAAUCAUUGUCUUUAGCUGCUACUGAUAUAGAUAUGGGUCCAAUUGAAAAUGCUGUUCCACUUCUGGAAGAUGUUCCCCAGGCAUCUGCUUGUUUAGUUACUGAAGAAUUCAAUCAUAAUAGCCCCAAAAAGAAGAGGCGUAAGUUGGAUGGAGAAAGUGAAGCCUGCAAGCGCUGUAACUGUAAAAAGUCUAAGUGUCUGAAACUUUACUGUGAAUGUUUUGCUGCUGGUGUCUACUGCAUAGAACCAUGUUCAUGUCAAGAAUGCUUCAACAAGCCUAUGCAUGAAGAUACUGUUCUUGCAACUCGCAAACAAAUUGAAUCUCGCAACCCACUUGCAUUUGCUCCCAAAGUGAUUAGGAGCUCUGAAACUGCAAUCGAAAUUGGGGAUGAAUCCAGCAAAACUCCUGCUUCAGCUAGACAUAAAAGAGGAUGCAACUGCAAGAAAUCUAGUUGCCUGAAGAAAUACUGUGAAUGCUUUCAGGGUGGCGUAGGAUGCUCUAUUAAUUGCAGAUGUGAAGGGUGUAAGAAUGCAUUUGGUAGAAAGGACGGAUCUGCUCCUACAGAAACAGAAGCUGAACCAGAAGAUGAAGCAGUAGGAGGUGAAAAUAGCAGGGUUGACAGAAUUUCGCAGAAAAAUGAAAUCCAGAAUAAUAAAGAGCAAAAUCCAAAUUCUGCUCUUCCAAUGACUCCAUUAGCACUUUGCAGACAAUUGCUUCAGCUGCCAUUUUCAUCAAAGAGCAAGCCACCAAGAUCUUUUCUCAGUAUUGGAUCAUCUUCUGGAUUCUGUACUGGCCAAAAAUAUGGUAAACCCAAUAUUCUCAGACCUCAGCCAAAGUCUGACACUGAACUACAAACCCCUGGUGAUGAUGAUAUGCCUGAGAUCCUCAGAGGCAACUGCUCUCCAAGCACUGGCAUCAAGACUUCUCCCAACAGCAAGAGGGUUUCUCCUCCUCACAGUAUUUUAGGAUCAUCACCUGGUCGGAGGAAUGGCCGGAAGUUGAUAUUGCAAUCAAUACCUUCAUUUCCUUCUCUCACUCCCCAGCAUUGAAAUGAAAUCUUUCCCAUAAAGAUCAGAUGAAAUUCUUUAAACCCUUGUCGUGUUGAGAUGUAGUAGUGUGUCAGUUCAGCUCUCCUUGUACAAUAAUGUGCCAUCUCACUCAUAAUGUCCAAGCACAUCAAGUCAUUGUAUAGCAUGUUGUAAUUUUUCCCCCCUACAGUUUUUUUUUUCCUUUUUAAAUUUAUCUUGAGAUAGCUAAUGUGGAUGCUUUUCCCCCCCUGGAGCUUUUACCCAAUCUAAAUUUUGGCGGUUCACAAAUUAGUGUUUUUUUA